Scomber japonicus (chub mackerel) is the source of this 3703-nucleotide messenger RNA. It is a transcript of the gene ppwd1, whose product is annotated as peptidylprolyl isomerase domain and WD repeat containing 1. Bases 1 to 1884 code for a protein of 627 amino acids. Gene Ontology annotation, molecular function: protein binding; peptidyl-prolyl cis-trans isomerase activity. NCBI's taxonomy places the organism in Eukaryota, Metazoa, Chordata, Actinopteri, Scombriformes, Scombridae. The record is from RefSeq and is a predicted model, not a curated record. Gene Ontology annotation, biological process: protein peptidyl-prolyl isomerization. The transcript has 11 exons.
AUGGCGGCGACUGAAAACAAUGUGGAGCUGAAGCGAAAAGCUGAAGAUGAGCAACCUGCAGAUGGAAGCCAAGAAGAAGAGGAAGAAUGGGUUGGACCUAUGCCAAGCGAGGCUACAAAGACCAAGAAAAGGAAAGUUUUGGAGUUUGAACGUGUUUACCUGGACAACCUCCCAUCAGCUGCUAUGUAUGAACGGAGCUACAUGCACAGAGAUGUUAUUACACAGCUAGUUUGUUCUAAGACGGACUUCAUUAUCACGGCCAGUCAGGAUGGACAUGUCAAGUUUUGGAAGAAGAAGGAGGAUCAGGGAAUAGAGUUUGUCAAACACUUUCGAUGUCACCUGAGUGUGAUAGAAAGCAUUGCAGUGAGUGCUGAAGGAGCCCUUCUCUGUUCUGUUGGAGACGAUCAGGCCAUGAAAGUAUUCGAUGUUGUCAACUUUGACAUGAUCAACAUGCUGAAGUUGGGCUUUCAUCCAGGUCAGAGCGAGUGGAUCUACAACCCCGGCGAUGCAAUCUCCACAGUAGCCUGCUCAGAAAAAUCAACAGGCAAGAUCUUCGUCUAUGACGGGCGAGGGAGCAACGAGCCCCUCCACGUCUUCGACAAGAUGCACUCCUCACCGCUGUCCCAAAUCCGCCUCAAUGUCAAAUUCAGAGUCAUCGUCUCGGCCGACAAAGCGGGAAUGCUGGAAUACUGGACCGGCCUCCCGAGUGAAUUCAAGUUCCCCAAACGCAUACAGUGGGAAUAUAAAACAGACACAGACUUGUAUGAAUUCGCAAAACACAAAACCUAUCCCACCAGCCUGACGUUUUCAUCUGACGGGAUUAAAAUGGCGACCAUCGCCUCCGACAGGAAAGUCAGGAUCUUCCGCUUCUUAACAGGAAAACUGAUGAGGGUGUUUGAUGAAUCAUUAACAAUGUUCACAGAGCUGCAGCAGAUGAGGCAGCAGCUGCCUGACAUGGAGUUUGGGAGGCGGAUGGCUGUGGAGAGAGAACUGGAGAAGGUGGACGGCAUCCGUUUGACUAACAUCAUCUUUGACGAGACCGGACAUUUUGUCCUGUAUGGAACCAUGCUGGGCAUCAAGGUCAUCAAUGUGGAGACCAACAGAUGCGUGCGGAUCCUCGGGAAGCUGGAGAACAUCCGCGUGGUGCAGCUCGGUCUCUUCCAGGGAGUCGCCAAGGCCAUGCAGGUGGCCCCCACCGUGGAGAUGAAGGCGUCUGACAACCCCGCCCUACAGAACGUGGAGGCGGACCCCACCAUAUUCUGCACCGCCUUCAAGAAGAACCGCUUCUACAUGUUCUCCAAGCGGGAACCGGAGGAUACAAAGAGCGCAGACUCAGACAGAGAUAUCUUUAACGAGAAGCCUUCGAAGGAGGAGGUGAUGGCCGCCACGCAGGCUGAGGGCCCCAAGAGAGUGUCUGACAGCGCCAUCAUACACACCACCAUGGGAGACAUCCACAUCAAGCUCUUCCCUGUAGAAUGCCCAAAAACGGUGGAGAACUUCUGCGUUCACAGCAGGAACGGAUACUACAAUGGCCACAUAUUCCACAGAGUCAUUAAGGGUUUUAUGAUUCAGACCGGAGACCCGACCGGUACGGGCAUGGGAGGCGAGAGCAUCUGGGGAGGAGAGUUUGAGGACGAGUUUCACGCCACGCUGAGACACGAUCGCCCGUACACGCUCAGUAUGGCCAACGGCGGCCCCGGCACCAACGGCUCACAGUUCUUUAUGACUGUUGUUCCCACUCCUUGGCUCGACAACAAGCACACUGUAUUUGGAAGGUCUGCUAAAGGCAUGGAAGUCGUCCAGAGGAUCUCCAACGUCAAAGUCAACCCCAAGACCGACAAACCGUACGAAGACAUCAGCAUUAUCAACAUCACCAUCAAGUGAUUUUAUAAUAAGUCUUUUAUCAUGUACUGUACAGCCUUGAUUGAUUUUUUUACCAGAAACUAUUAAAGAAAGAUGUCAGUGUAAUUGUUUAAGAAUGAUUUGUUGAAAGGAAAAAAAAUGAGACAAAUAAGGUCAAUUAGUUUAUUUUACAGCAUCACAUUAUGAAUAAUUUACAAAAAGCCAUUAUCAAGUCCACUGGUAACAAAGGUUUCGAGGAGCGUUUUGUGCUUCUACGUUUUCAAAAAACAGAUGGAAAUGUUCUCAAACUACACAGAAAGGCUUUUUUUUUUUCUUCCACACGUGCAUUUUCUUUUUAUUAAUUUUUUUUAAUUUGUAUUUUAUUGUUUUUAUACAUAGAUACAAGUAGUAAACAUUACAUAGCAAUGAAUAAAGAUUAAAUCAAACUCAAAAAAAACGAUGGUUCCUUGAUAGAACAAGACGAGUGUCAGUGUUUUAGGUUUUUAAUGUUUCACUAAAGUUUUCACAUUACGGUUAUUUGUUUUUUUACUGAAGGCUUGUGGAUAUUACAGAAAGGUUUGUACCAACUCAUGAGCACUCCAGACAAGAUAAACAGGACUUUGUGAUGUGUUUAAAUAUGUUGGGUUUAUUUUUUUUUAUUUUUUUUUUUACACAAGGUUUUUUUCUUCCUUCUUUUUCUUCCUUUUUUUUGUUGUUGCAGUGAGGUUAAUAAUAAUAAUACUACUAAGAAACAGCAGAUCAGUUCAUUUGCUUUUUCCAAAAGAAAACUGGUAGUGAGGCAGCAGCAGCAGCAGACGAGGGCGUUUGACGAUAUUUCUGCGUGCGAGACACUCCACCCAAAAAAAAAAAAAAAAAAAAGACGGGAGGCAGAAUCGGUGCAUUUCCAUUUAAAAAAAAAAAAAAAGAAAGUUAGUCACGACAGCCUCGUAUCAAAGGUAACGUCCACGUUCCCGCUCAUAAAUAAAUUCAGUAAACACUUCUUAUUUUUUUUUGUGUUUGUUCGUUCUGUAACAGGAAGAAAAAAAAACAUACUACAUUCAAAAAAAAAAAAAAAAAGUUACACCGGUGCGCCAUUUUCAAGACCAGCUGUGGCAUUAAAUAAGUUGUUAAACAUAAAAAAUAAAAACACACAUAUAUAUAUUUUAUUAGUUGUUUUUUUUUUAAGACUUCCGCCCCUCCCAUGUAACAACUGCUAUUGCUUUUAUAUUAUAUUAGUCAAGGCAAAUUGAUCUGAAAUCUGAAACUGAGCCUCUAGCUUUCCUUUUAAUAACCUUAUAAUCUCACUUCACCUGUAAAUAUACUGAGCUUUAAAUAAUAAAAAAAAGAGGAAAUUGUAAGUUAAAUGUGUCGUCCAAGCCUACUGAAUCAACAGAGGGUGCGUAAAUGAUGCUAUUAUUAUUAUUAUUAUUAUUAUUACAAUACAGACUACCUCGCAUUCAGUUAAGAUAACGGACACACGUGAGGGAGGAGGCAGUUAUGAUGAGUAACGUGUGAGAUAGAAAGAAAAAGCACACCAGGAGUUUUUUUGUUUUUAACUUAAUUGGAGCUAAAUCAACUAGCUACAAAAAGGUGUCAAAAUAAAAGCGCUAGUCUCCUGAGAGAGUUAAAAAACAAAAGAGACGCUAAAGUAAGCCGUGUGUUGUUAUUAGAUUGUGUUUUUGCUGCCUUAAAAAGACACAAAAAAAAGCAGGAUGGGUGUUUUUAUAUUUUAGUUUCCCACUUGAGUGAAGCAAGAGAGAGAAAGUAUUUACACCUUCGCUAACAAUGGUGCACAAAAAGAAGGAAAGAUGAUGAUGAGGAGGAGGAAGAGGAGGAAGGUUGGCUCUACGUUGAUGUUUUG